UGGUCAGGCCCCGCCUUCGUCCUCCUGCCGUUGUUGCGUUUGACCGUGACAGGAAAUAUUAACAGCCAAAGCGUCUCCCUUAUCGUCCACGGUAGCAAUGGCCGCAGACGGUCCCGAGGAAACAACCGCCCCGAGCGGUGAGAGCGACGUUCCGCCCAGCGAGACAACCGAGGCCGACGGCGAGCAAAAAGAAAAUGGCUCUACCGAACCGGAAACAGAACAAGCAGUCCGCUCAGCGGAGCCGAAAAUGGAAGACGUGGACGCGGAGGCCGGCGAAGAGAACCCCGCCGCGGCGGUGGCGUCGGACGAGGCCGCGAGAGAUGUGGGAAAGGAGGACGCAGCUCCCACGGUCCUCCAGGAAGCAACAGCUGCUCACGGGGAGCUGGAGCUGGAGCUGCGGCUGCGGCCAAGUCUGGGAGACACCGACCAGAGCGGUGCCAUCACAAUGAAGGAGCUCAAGGAGGAGCCGGACGACGACAGCCGCUCUUCGGGAAUAGACUGUGGCAAGAGCAGCUCUGCCAGCGAAGAUGGCGAAAAAAGCAGCAGCAGCGGCUGCAGCAGCAGCAGCGGUGACCUGGGGGACAAGAGGCGCUCGAGUAUGGAGGUGUCCUCCUCUGACGGGGAGCAGUUGAGCCGCAUGGACUCAGAGGACAGUGUCUGCAGCACCACCAUAGAAAUGGAGAGCAUAGGAUCCAGCGGGCGCUCCACUCCUGCCCUGCUGAACGGACAGAGCAGCGCCAGGUCCACCGCGACCAAGACAAUGGCUUACACCUGCUGCUGGGACCUCUGUCCGCACUGCUUCAACUCCAGCCCCGAUCUGGCAGAGCACAUCAGGGGGAUUCAUGUGGACGGCCAGAGAGGAGGGGUGUUUGUGUGUCUCUGGAAGGGCUGCAAGGUGUAUAACACACCGUCCACCAGUCAGAGUUGGCUGCAGAGACACAUGCUGACUCACAGUGGAGAUAAGCCCUUCAAGUGUGUCGUUGGUGGCUGCAACGCCAGCUUUGCUUCUCAAGGAGGGUUGGCUCGUCACGUCCCCAGUCACUUCAGCCAGCAGAGCUCUUCCAAGAUGUCCGGCCAGGCCAAACUAAAGGAGGACUCGCCGUCUAAGGCGGGGAGCAACAAGAGGAAGAAGCUCAAGAACAAACGCAGAUGGACCCUACCAAGGCCCCAGGACUUUUUUGACGUCCAGACUAUGGACGCGCUGCGUCACAGGGCCAUCUGUCUCAACCUCACCACCCACAUUGAGAGUGGGGGCAGCGGCCACAGCGUUGUCUUUCACAGCACGGUGCUAGCCAAAAGGAAAGAAGGGACUGGCAAGGUCAAAGUACUUUUACACUGGACACCUGAAGACAUUUUACCUGACGUGUGGGUGAACGAAACGGAGCGAUCCCAGCUGAAGACAAAAGUAGUGCACUUAUCCCAGUUACCGCAGGACACAGCCAUGCUGUUAGACCCCAACAUCUAUCGAGCUCUUCCUCAAAAGCGACUGAAGCGCAGCCUGUAAGAGCUUCUCUGCAGAGCCCAACGUCUCUGAUUGGAGGUCGGUCUUUAUACCGGAGCGGCCGCAGUUUCUGCUCAAUGUGGGAUGUGAAGUGACGGCAACAUAAGCUGGCGACUUUAUCCACUCCUCAGUUUUGUAAAUCUGAAAUGACUUUAGUUUCCUUAUCAGUAACUGGGUUUUGUUUUUCUUUUUUUUCUUUGUUUUUUUACCUAAAAACCCAAUGAUGUGGAACUAUCCUGUUUUGUGUAUGUCUGGCAAUAUAGCUCAGCAUAUUUUAUCAUAGUUUUUGUGUAAAAUAUUUAACCAGAUUUCUAACUUAUUUUUAUACCAUGAAAAUGCUGAUGUGAUGUAGAUUUCUGUGAAGGUUCGGAGUAAAACUGUCUUCGCCGUGUCGUUGACCUGGGAACUAACGUGUAUUUGAACAUUGCUAAGUGUAAUUAUGCUGUGCAUGUGACAUAAAACCGUAACCAGUGAUCUUAUUUAUACUUCCUGGAUUCAGUACUGUUACCUGUGUGUUUGCCUUUUUCCUUAGCCACAGCUCAGACCAAACUCUUGAGCAAUAUUUUAUUGGGACUGUUUCUUUGUAUCUCUAAAGUUUUGCCGGUCUGGUGACUGGAAACCAUUUAAAAACAGCUGACUAUCAGCAGAAAUCACCACAGCUUACCUGUACUUCCAUGUGUAUAUUGUAGAGUUUAAAAUACCACUAUUUAAGCCUUUUGUUGUCGUCCCUUUUUGAACUUUCCAUGUUUAUGAAAUGACAGAUGUUGACAAACCCUCCUGCCGCUGACAUAGAACGGUACAAAGCAACAUUGCAGUCAGUGCAACGUGAGCGCAGUUGAGAACAUUACUUCCUCCGUGUGUGCGUCGGAAGAGUUGGCUGGCUCGCUCGGCCUCCAUUAGCAGAGCAGCUUUGGGAGCGCGCUGUGGAAGAGCUAAUAACUGGGCCAGCAGGGCAGAGCCCCUGCCAGUCUCAGCUGCUGCUGCUGAACAUGCCUGCAAAGAUCAAAACAGAAGCAGAGUUCAGGGAGAGGUUUGCUCUUCAGCAUAUCAUGGUCUUUUUGUGUGCUCACACAUGAAAAAUUCAUUUAGGAUUCCAUUAUGGGAUAUAAUGAGGCAUUCAGGUGCCGUUGCACUGCUUCAGGGGAGUGAGCGCCGAGGAUUUGUCGGCACCCUGUUGUUUUUUGUGUGCUUUUCUAAUGGCUUCCUAAUAUCUGCAGUGGUCUGCAGGCAAAACUUUAUGGUGCUAAUUAAAACUGCUUGUAGGGUUCACUGUAUACUGUGUUUUUUUUUUCUUCUGUUUUGAAUAAAAAAAACAACUGUUCUGUU
Molecule: messenger RNA, 2827 nt
Organism: Fundulus heteroclitus (mummichog)
Lineage: Eukaryota; Metazoa; Chordata; Actinopteri; Cyprinodontiformes; Fundulidae
Product: zinc finger protein aebp2
Exons: 9
Coding region: 98-1504 (468 amino acids)
Biological process (GO): regulation of transcription by RNA polymerase II
Cellular component (GO): ESC/E(Z) complex
Source: RefSeq, a predicted model, not a curated record